Neltuma alba is the source of this 1170-nucleotide messenger RNA. RefSeq names its product probable serine/threonine-protein kinase WNK11. Gene Ontology annotation, biological process: protein phosphorylation. The record is from RefSeq and is a predicted model, not a curated record. Lineage: Eukaryota; Viridiplantae; Streptophyta; Magnoliopsida; Fabales; Fabaceae. The transcript has 3 exons. Bases 191 to 1096 code for a protein of 301 amino acids. Gene Ontology annotation, molecular function: protein kinase activity; ATP binding.
ACGCUCACUUGGUAUGAAGUUUGUUCCACGGACUUGCUCUCUCGUGAACCAGAGAAUCCUCCCUUUCUUUCUUCAUCACUCUCAUUAUUCACUCAGACUCUUCUUCCAGGGUUCAAUUUGCUGAGCAAUUCAGCCACAGAAUUCUGGUUUUUCAGCUAAGAUCCUCCUUUCACUGGAUUAGUUAUUGAAAAUGCCGGCUAAGGACUCAUAUUUGAACACUUCUGAUCUCAUAGAACCAUUUGCUGAAGUUGACCCAACUGGUAGGUUUGGGCGGUACGAUGACCUGCUUGGCAGUGGUGCUGUGAAAAAGGUCUAUAGGGCCUUUGAUCAACAGGAAGGCACAGAGGUAGCCUGGAAUCAGGUGCGGCUGAGGAAUUUUAGUGAGGACCCUGUGCUUUUAAAUCGUCUUCACUCUGAGGUUGAGCUGCUUAGAACAUUGAAGAACAAAUAUAUCAUUGUCUGUUAUAGUGUAUGGAAAGAUGAAGAGCGGAACACUUUAAAUUUCAUAACUGAGAUAUGCACUUCUGGGAAUCUGAGGGCCUACAGGAAGAAACAUCGUCAAGUAUCCAUCAAGGCACUGAAGAAGUGGUCAAAACAAGUUCUUGAAGGACUGGAAUAUCUACAUACACAUGACCCAUGCAUUAUUCACAGAGAUCUCAAUUGUAGUAACAUUUUCGUAAAUGGGAAUGUUGGCCAGGUGAAAAUUGGUGAUCUGGGGCUGGCUGCAAUAGUUGGGAAGAGUCACGCAGCACAUUCAAUUAUAGGGACACCAGAGUAUAUGGCUCCAGAGCUGUAUGAGGAGGAUUACACUGAGAUGGUGGACAUAUACUCUUUUGGAAUGUGUUUGCUUGAGAUGGUGACAAUGGAGAUACCAUACAGUGAAUGUGACAGCGUAGCCAAGAUAUACAAGAAGGUAACAACAGGAAUAAAGCCUCAGGCUCUAAAUAAAGUCACCAACGCAGAGUUGAAGGCGUUCAUUGAGAAGUGCAUUGCACAACCAAGGGCACGACCUUCAGCCACAGAUCUCCUCAAGGAUCCUUUCUUUUCUGAACUCAACAACAAUGACCAGGGACCACAUCCAGACCCAACUGGUUAAUCGCUUUAUUUCACAUGUUUUUUUGAUGAGUAUAUCCAUAUCAGUGUUGCUGUUAUGGUAUAUUGUAUUUCUCA